Messenger RNA from Paraglomus brasilianum, 1968 nucleotides. NCBI's taxonomy places the organism in Eukaryota, Fungi, Glomeromycota, Glomeromycetes, Paraglomerales, Paraglomeraceae. The record is from the annotation of a GenBank genome assembly.
AUGACCGACGAUUAUUCUUCUUCAACACCUACAACUCCUCGCUUGAAACACCUGACGCGUUCCUUUCAUGGCUAUGAAAAGGAACGUCGUCCGUCGAAUGGUUCUUCAUUAGAAGAGGAAGAGCGGGAGUCGUUCGAGAGUAGACGUAUGGAUAGCGCUAAUAGACGGAAUACGAACUCUACAUAUGGAUUGUCAUACAUUAGACGGAGUAGAUUUGAUGUGAAGGAAGGUGAAAGCUACGGUGCGCGUAGAUUGAAGAAUGGCAAAUGGGAGACAGACGAUGAAUCAUGCUCAAAAUCAAUACAGAGACGGUCACUGCCUGCCCAUUCGCAACCCAAUUCACAACACCAUACACAACAUUCCAAUCCACAACGCCAAUCACAAGGCGCAUAUAUGGAAGAAGCAAAUACAAAAUCGCUUCUUUAUCUUCUCGAUAAAGAACGUGCAAAACGUGCAGACAUACAAAAGGCUUACGAGUCAACAUCGCAAUCACUAUGUGACUUGCAAAAAACGCAUCAAGAUGAUGUCACAACACUUGAGAGCGACAUACAAGUACUUCAAAAUGCAUUAGUUAAAGAGGCAAAAGUUAGUUCGCAAUUAAAGCAACUAUUACGAGAUGCUCAUGCUAAAUUCACCGAGGAGAUGCAAGUAUGGGCUAAUAAAGUAGCAGAGAUGGAGGAACAAGGGAGGGAACUACAAAAGACUUUUACAGAGACAAUGAACAGAUUGGAACAAGAAGAAGAUGAGAUAAUUAGACUACGUCAGGAGAACCAAUCGUUGAAAGAUCAGCUAGCUGGUCGACCGAUAGAGCCAAAUAAUUUCAUAAGGCCUAGCCUAGAGGAUGUUUAUAAAGUAGGUUCAUUAGAGGAAGGAGAUGACGCAUCAACGACAACAGAAACAAAGACAGCUGUUGAUAUGGGAGAAAACUCUGAUGUCGAGUCAAUGGCCUCCUAUUCAAAAAUAGCCGAGCUUACCGAUUGUAUCUCCAAACUCGAAUCCGAGCUCUCGUCUACCAAAGAGAAGUUACACAAAUCGGAAUCCAUCAUCAAUGAUCUACAAACCGAUAAACAGGCAACUGUCAAACAAAUCGAUGAAAAACAUGAAAAACAAGUUAAACUUCUUCGGGCUAGUCUUGCUCAGAAGCAAAAAAUGAUUGAAGAUCUUCAGCAAGAGCUUCGAAUGACCAAAUUCUCACAAAACAGAGAGCGAGAACGUGAAGAGAAGUUACAGAAAGAAAUGGCGGAACGAAACAAACUCUUACAAUCGAAGCCGGAACGUACGCUUAUUCCGUCUCUAAAAGACGAUCGUCGACAUAUACGAUCCGUUCAACCACAACAUAAACGCCGAGUCUCUAUUUCCGAGAACUUUUUAACUCAUGAUCGUAAAGGUAGUGUUACAAGUACCAAUAGUGGGAGUCUGGAGAAUGGGAGCAGUAACGGUGAUAAAGACGAUAUACAGAGCAGCAUCCUCGAAUUCAACGAAGACCAGUCCGAGUUAUUCAGCGAUGAAGAGGAAGAACGUGAUGACCAGUCGUCCUCAUUAUAUACGGGUAGUGCAGCUAGUAAUCGUGGAAGCGAGAAAACUGCAAGCACUGCAGCCCCCACCGUAGACGAAGACUUUCCAAGGAUUACGUUAUCCUCUCGGCAAUACCAACAUCGCAACAACAUGAACGAACAUGACGGCGGUAAUUGCAACGAGGAAAACGAAGACGACAUCCUCGAUGUUAUUUUAUCUGAUCGCGAGGACAGGUCAUUGCCGUUAAUCGGUCAUUAUUCUGCUGCCGAGUAUACCGAGGACGAAGACUUUUCAUUUGAUAGGGUCGUAAGCAAGAGCGCUUCUGUUAGUCGUAGACAGAGUAUGGUUGGUAGUGGGAGGAUGAACGGACGAUUUAACUCUCAGUCACUUACGAGGUCAUUGGGUCAUAUUGCUGCGCGUGGAUGGAUGAGCGGAGAUGAUGGAAUACCAUAA